Messenger RNA from Prorocentrum cordatum, 1277 nucleotides. Lineage: Eukaryota; Dinophyceae; Prorocentrales; Prorocentraceae. The record is from the annotation of a GenBank genome assembly.
AUGGAGGCUCGCCGCCCCACCACCGCGCUGGCCGGCCGGGCCCCAGCAGAGGCCCCGCCGCGCGCGGCCCACAGGCAGCGGAGUCGCUCGCCAGAGGCGCGGCUUCAGAGGACCCUCAACGCCGAGGGAGCUGCCGGGCUGGACCGCGCCGAGGGCGCUGGGCUGGGCGCUCGCUCACGCCUGCCGCUGCGGCCCGGGCGGCCGACGCGCGGCCAUGGGGCGCAGCGCCCCCCGCGCUCGCCGCCCGCGCCCUCGCCCGGGCUCGCCGCCGAGGUGGACAUCGAGCGGGUGGCGCCGCGGCUGUCCAGGCUGGCGCAGAACGGCGUGCGGUCCCCCACGCAGGCGCAGUACACGCGGGCGCUGAUGGAGCUCGCCGGCUGGCUUGCAGUCACGCCGCUGCCCGAGUGGACGGCCAGCACGUGGGACGAGCACUUGAGCGACUUCCCGUCGGUGCUCUUCGACCGCGGCGGCGGCCCCCACGCCGGGAAGCUCAUCAUGUCCGCGCUGUCAUGGGCUCUGCCGUCCCUCGGGCUGACCAUGCGGUCCACGUUCCCGCUGACCCGCCAGGCAGCCGCCCGGUGGGCCCGCUUGCGACCGCCCCAGUCGCGGCCACCGAUCCCCUGGCUGGUGGCAGCAGGUAUCGCCGAGUGGCUCUUUGCCUCCAGCAAGCCGCUGAUGGGCCUCCUCAUCGUCCUGCUGUUCGUCAUCUACUGUCGGCCGGGCGAGGGGCUCGCGCUGCUCGGGAGGCAGGUCGUCAGGCCGAUCGCCGGGAUGCCCGGCGCCCUGGACCAGGUCACCAUCGCCCCCCACCCAGAGGACCCCGGGGCGCCCUCCAAGACAGGCCUGGUGGACUCCUCCGCGACCCUGGACCUUCCCGAGCACCAGUGGGUACUGCGUCCAACGCCCCACGGGCAUCGUCACGGUGGAGCCAGUCACGACAAGGCGCUCGGACGGAGGUCUCUGGGCGACAUCCAGUUGCGGGGCAAGUGGAGGUCGCCCCUCAGCGUCCAGCACUACGAGAAGCACGCCAGGAUCAGCGAGCAGCUCGAGAGGCUCGACCCGCCCGCGCUGCUCGACCUCCAGUCCCGCGAGGCCCGCCCUCGAGAGGGCAAGGUCUUCUUGGAGGUGUUCGCCAGCGCAGGGCGCCUCAGCCAGGCCCCCCGCAGGCGCGGCGCCGCUGUCAUGAGCAUCGAUGCGCGGCACGGGCCGCAUCGCGACCUCAGGGAGCAGGAGGUAUUCAACCCCAUCAAGGGCUGGAUCCUCUCCGGCCUCGCGCG